Messenger RNA from Schistosoma curassoni, 4121 nucleotides. The record is from the annotation of a GenBank genome assembly. NCBI's taxonomy places the organism in Eukaryota, Metazoa, Platyhelminthes, Trematoda, Strigeidida, Schistosomatidae.
AAGCGCCAAAUCAAUCGUGGUGCUACUAGCAUUAGUAACCUGUCAAUGAUGCAAGUCAUCAUUUUUCAACUCUGUAGGGGUUCAUGUACUCGGCUUAGUGUUGCACAAGAGAGUUUCGAGGUUAAGAAAGAACACUCCAAAACGCGUUUUAAUCCCAAUUCAACUAACCACACUUAUUUUCUUACUUUUAAUUUUAGUAAUAAUUUAACAAAAAAACCGGGUUUUACAGGAAGUUAAAUUUUGUCCAGUCGCAAAUGUCAGGAAACACAUCAGAUUCAUCGUUUCCUGGUAGUGCACGACGUAAAAAUCGUAAUCCACUUAGUGAUAAAGAUAUACCAUUUAUAUUUACUGCAUCUGACAAUAGUAGACAUGAUUAUUUUGACAAACAUGAUAAAGGAACUGCUUUUAUAUACGAUGAACGUAUGUUAUUGCAUAAGAAUAUAUGGUUUCCGAAUUUUGUGGAAUGUCCUGAACGUUUUUCUGCAACGAUAGAUAAAUGUACAACUUAUGGACUAUUAUCACGUUGUUUAAUAAUAAAUCCUGAACCAGCAACUGAUGAUUUGCUCACACUUUAUCACCAAACUGAAUAUGUUGAACAAAUUAAUCAAACAACAACAAUGGCAGAUAAUGAAUUAAAACAAUUAAGUGCUACAUUAGAUUCUGUUUAUUUUAAUAAGCAUACUGACCUCUCUGCAAGAUUAUCUGUUGGAUCAUGGAUACAAGCUAUUGAUUUAAUACAUCGGGGAGAUGUGAGAAAUGCUUUCUGUUUAGUCAGACCUCCAGGUCACCAUGCACUGACGAAUGAAGCUUGUGGAUUUUGUAUAUACAAUAAUGUAGCGAUCGCAGCGAAUUAUGCGAUUGAACAAUUGAAUUUCAAUCGUAUACUUAUAGUUGACUGGGAUGUACAUCAUGGAAACACUACACAAUAUGCGUUCUACGAUAAUCCAAAAGUUCUUUUCAUAUCAAUUCAUCGGUAUGAUAAUGGUGAAUUUUGGCCUAAUCUACGUGAAUCAAAUUAUGAUUUCAUUGGUACUGGUCGUGGUCGUGGAUUCAAUGUGAAUAUUCCAUUAAAUGAUAAAGAUAUUGGUGAUUCCGAUUACUUAACUAUAUUUCAUCGGAUUGUUCUUCCCUUGGCUUAUGAGUUUGAUCCAGAAUUAGUACUUGUUUCUGCUGGAUAUGAUUCUUCAUUUGGCUGUCCUGUGGGACAGUUAAAUCUUAGCCCUUCUUUAUAUGCUCAUCUUACGCAUAAACUUAUGGCGAUUGCUGAAGGGAAAGUUAUUGUCGGCUUAGAAGGUGGCUAUUAUCUCGACACUUUAAGUGAAUCAAUUGGUCAUACUUUGUCUGCUUUGUUAGGUGAUCCAAUGCCAUCUUUAGAUCCAAUGAAACCAAUCAAUCCAAGUGUUUUGGAAACAAUAUCCAAUUGUAUAUCUACGUUAAGUUUUCGUUGGAAAUUUUUACAUAUUUAUCCUCUAUUAAAUGAUAAUGUACCAUUCCCUGAUAUAAGUCAUUUAAAAUUACAAAGUUGGUCAGAUGUGAAAGUCCCAAAUUUUGAACCUACUGAUAAACAUCAUAGUGAUGAAGAUAGAUUAAGCAUAGAGAAAAGAUUUGAUUAUUUGAAAAGUACUCAUCCAAUUGCUGGUAACAAUAGAAUAUCUGGAACCUGUUUAGUUUAUGACAAUCGAAUGCAAAAUCAUAAGAAUGAGGAAGAUCCUACAUAUCCAGAAAAUCCAGAACGUAUCAAACAUACUUAUGCAGUUUUGAAACAACUUGGUCUUGCACGUCGUUGUAAAUGUAUUGAAGCACGUUAUGCAACUCGUACAGAACUAUUACGUGUACAUACAGAAGAUUAUGUGAAUACAAUAGCUUCAACUGUGAAAAUGGAACAAACAGCUUUGAAUGAUUUUGGUGCUUCAGAAAAUUCUGUUUAUUUCAAUUGUCAUACAUAUGACAACGCACUAUUAGCUAGUGGCUCUUUAUUAGCGGUUAUUGAUGAAGUUUGUUCAGGAGAGAGUUUAAAUGGUAUGGCAUUAAUUCGUCCUCCCGGUCAUCAUGCUUUAAAAGAUCGUUGUAUGGGAUUUUGUUUUUUCAAUAAUGUAGCAAUUGGAGCUAGACAUGCUCAACAAGUCUAUGGAUUAGAACGGAUUGCAAUUAUCGAUUGGGAUGUUCAUCAUGGAAAUGGAACAGCGGAAAUAUUUGAAGAUGAUCCAAAUAUUUUAUAUAUAUCAGUGCAUCGGUUCGACCAUGGACGAUAUUUUCCAAAUAGUGAUUUUAGUUCAAGUCAAUUUUGUGGUAUUGGUGAAGGUUUAGGUCGUACAAUUCAUGUUGCAUGGAAUGGGAGAGAUGUUAAAGAUGGUGAUUACAUUGUUGCUUUCACAAAUAUCAUCAUUCCAAUAUUAUAUGAGUUUCGACCACAGCUGAUUCUAGUUUCAGCUGGAUUUGAUGCUGCUCAUGGGGAUAAGUUGGGUAGAUUAGGUGUAUCUCCUGAAUGUUUUGCUCAUUUAACACAUUUAUUAAUGACAGUUGUACAUUUAAAUCCAUCUGUAUAUACAUUAAAUCAUCGAAAAGACUCACCAAUUAUAUCAACUCCAACUAGACAAACUCGUCAACGUUUACAACAAGAAAAAUCAAUAUCAUAUUCUGGUGGAUUAGUAUUAGCUUUAGAAGGUGGCUAUCAAUUAACUGCUUUAUCACAAUGUGUUGCUUAUUGUGUAGCUGCAUUAUUAGGUGAUUAUUGUCCACGUUUAGCAUCGAAUCUUUCCAUCUCUGAAAAAAGUUGUAAAUCAAUGCAACAGACAAUUGAAAUUCAUGCAAACUAUUGGAAUAUGCUUAAAGGUUUCGAUCCAGUGGAUCGUCUUUAUGAUCAAGAUUCAAUACGUCGUCCUGUAAUUGGUAGGAAUACUCGACAAAAUCCUCAAAAUACUACGACUACGACUCCUACUCCUAUUUCUAAUAGUAUUAAUACAACUAUUGAACUAAGUUGUUCAAGUGAUUUAGUUCAUUCAAAAUUAAAUAAUCUUAAUAUAAAUGAUAGACAAUUCAAUACAAAAUGUACAUCGACUCCUGGUGAUCAUAAUGAUAAUAAUUUAGAUGAUGAAUUUUCUCAAUUAUUUAAAACAAAAUUAACUUUAAAUGUUAAUUCUUCACUAAAUAAUACAAAUGAUAGGUUGAGUUCACCAUCAAUAUCUAAGCAACUAUCGGAAAGACAAAAUGUCCAUGAAGAGAAUUCUUAUGAAACGUUGAAUAAUAAUAGCGAAUCAACUGUGGCAAAAACUUCUGGAGUAGUCAUAGAUCCUUCAGAAUCUUAUCAACAACAACAGCAACAACCAUCGACGUCUAAUGGUAAUAGUUUUAUUUCAGAGGAUAUUCAUGAUUUCUUUGGAUUACCUUCUUCACAUGAAUUAACUCCGCAUGUGUUUGCUGUCACACCAUUAAGUUGGUGUCCUCAUUUAACAUUCGUUCAAAAUAAUCCUAAUUGGAAACCUGACAUAAACAGUUUAUGUAGUAAUUGUAAUCAUUCCAGUGAGAAUUGGGUUUGUCUAUCAUGUUAUGCAGUUUACUGUGGUCGUUAUGCAAAUUCACAUAUGAUUGAACAUUUUACAAUAACAAAACAUUCAAUUGUACUUAGUUAUGCUGAUUUAUCAACAUGGUGUUAUGAAUGUGAAUCUUAUGUGCAUAAUGAAGUAUUAUUCAAUAUGAAACGUGCUGUUUAUCAAGCAAAAUUUAGUGAAGAUAUGCCAAGUUCUUAUUGAAUAUCAUCUCUAUUCAUGAACUAGAAUAGUAUAUGUUUCAUCUUAUUGUAUAUUGUAUAUUUAAUUGAUUGAUUAUAGAACAGAGAAUUCCAAUCUUCCUUUAUGAUUAUUUCUUCGAUGGUUUUUACUUCUUUUUGUUUCCCUAUUCACAAUGGAUACUUCAGCCUAUUGUAUCUCUAACUGAUAUAGAUCUCUUUUUUCUUGUGAAUGUAUAAUUCAAUAUGGAAAUGUUUAUUUAAUCUAUUUCUAUGAACAAUACUACUACUACUAAUACUACUAUAUUAGUAGUAGUAGUAGUAGUAUCCAGUUUUAUCUGUUUUAAAAUCAAAUGAUGAAUAGAUUUUUAUUAUUUAAAUAUAAUUCAAUGAAAUU